AUGCUGGACCUCGAUAAGGAAGCGCGGAAGAAACAACUCCAGCGAGAAAUUGCCAUCGAUGUUGGACUGAAAACCGACAUCCAAAAUGGUCGAUUGGCACGAGUCGAAUUGGAUCCCGACAACUACAAAGAUGUUAGCCUCGAUCCGGACUAUAUCAAAGCCAAGGCCAAGAAAGAACGCAUCGAAGAAGGACGACUUGUCCAGAAAUCGCUCGUCGAUCAAUUUGCAAAGACCUCCGAUUCCCAAACCAAAAUCUUGAAUGAGAUUCUAUCCGUCGCUAAACCAUUGGCGAUUUUACCGGCCGGAAAUGAGGAUGCGCUGAUGCCGGUGGUCGGCGCCAACGGACAACUGAAUCCGGAUGCACCGCUGGACAUGGCCAUCCAAUUCACCCACAAAUCGUUGAGUGCCCAAAUUGCGGAUUUAACGCAGGCACUCAACUCCGCUCCAUCGGGAGUCUCGAGAGGAUG
Molecule: messenger RNA, 467 nt
Organism: Capsaspora owczarzaki ATCC 30864
Lineage: Eukaryota; Filasterea; Ministeriida; Capsasporidae
Exons: 1
Source: RefSeq, a predicted model, not a curated record